Aspergillus ochraceoroseus IBT 24754 is the source of this 1285-nucleotide messenger RNA. RefSeq names its product adaptin-binding domain-containing protein. NCBI's taxonomy places the organism in Eukaryota, Fungi, Ascomycota, Eurotiomycetes, Eurotiales, Aspergillaceae. Bases 41 to 1285 code for a protein of 414 amino acids. The transcript is spliced from 3 exons. Gene Ontology annotation, biological process: vesicle-mediated transport. The record is from RefSeq and is a predicted model, not a curated record. Gene Ontology annotation, molecular function: protein-macromolecule adaptor activity.
AAAAAAAAAAAAAAAAAAAAAGAAGGGGGGGGGGGUCAACAUGGCAAACAAAACCCAAAUCCGAAAUCCGCGCCGCCUCCUCAUUCUCUCCCCGGCCUCACAUUCCCUCUCCCUCAUCCCGUCCCUCCUCCACACAUUAACCGGCCAUCCCAUUGAAACCCCGCCAGUGACCCCAACCCAAACAUUCGCAGGGUACACGACGCAUCCGCCGCUCCGGAUCGAGAACAAGUACUACACAGCUGAGGUGCCGAUUUGGGUUGAUGAGAUUCCGUUGUCUUCUACGACUGGAGAUACGGGCCUGCAGUCGAAGGGAAAGAGCCUAGAAGAGGGAGAGAAAGCAGAAAAGGAGGAGAAUGAGAAUGAGAAGAAGAAUGGUGAAGACAAAGAAGCAGCAGCCACAGCCUCACAAUGGGAGAAAGAGUUCUCCAGUUCCGAGGCGCAGGUCGUUCGUGAUGCUAUCGGUGCCGUGAUCAUAUGUAUCCGUAAUCCGGAGGACUUGAGAGCACCAGUUCCUCUAGAUUCGGGCCCUGAAAUAAAACAAGCAGACGACCGCCAGGACGUCCGAGAGCUGAAGGGCUUUAUUCGCGCGAUUGGGAGCGUGCGGGCGUUGAUUGAGGAGGAACGUGGGCAGGUCGGUGAUGUGCCGGGGUUGCUUGUUUUGGGCGUUAGGGGGGAGAACAGCCAGAAGAGUUUGGAGAGUGAAUCGCGCGGGGUGGUGGAUGAAAAGGGGGGUGAUGGGUUUGCGGAAUUGAGUGGUGAGGAAGGCCUGGAUGAUCCGUUUUCCAUCGGGUGGUGGGAGGACCAGUUGUUUGAGAUGGGGUUGAUGGGGUUUGAGGUGGUGAGGUGGGAUUUUACGGACAAGGAGAAGGGGGAGGAGGAUAUGCGGAGAAAUCAGUAUGGGGAACUCCAAGGAAUGCGGCGGGUAAAGGAGGUCUUGGAGACGCAUGAGUGGACUGGCGACGACGGAGCGGAUACGAGUAUGCCCGAAGACGAUGAUCUGGAGCGGGAGCUGCUAGGCCUAGAUGAUGAGGAAGGGGAUGGGUUUGCUUUGGAAGUUAACGAGCUGGAGCGCGAGAUGGUGGGAUUGCGCAUGUCGAUUGAACGAGGAGGAGACAUGGAGGAUGACGAGGGAGACGAGGAGCUCCAAGUCGAUGCAGUCGAAGCGUUGAUGAUGCGCAUGCGAGCUAUCAAAGCUAACAGGACAGAUAUGAGUGACGAACUCCCAGCAAACGAGCGAAAACGAUUCGCAGCCAAAGCUGUACGGGAUAUCAUGGAGGAGAUCUAG